AUGAAUUUCCAACCGCGCUCCACAUCCCUCUCGGUAGUCCCACAACCGGUGCGACGACCUUCAGUGAGCUCGAGAUUGUCGUCCGCAGUGUCCAUCGCCGAGCGUGGUGAGACCCAGGAUGGAGGGGGAAUAGUAGCUCAGGACCAAAUAGAGGAGGAAAUUGCAAAGAUAAAACGUUACGAGGAUGCUGCGCGGGAACAGCUGCGCAGGAAGGCGCGAAGGAAAAGACAGGCCGGGCUCUACGGCGCGGGGCGGUUCGACUGGAGGCAACGAAUACGGGAAGCCUACGAUGCGGCUCAAGGGUGGAUCGUCGUCACUAUCAUUGGCGCCGCGAUCGGGCUGAAUGCCGGCUUGCUGAACAUCAUCACCGAAUGGCUGGCCGAUAUCAAGCUCGGCUACUGCUCCACCAAAUUCUACCUAAACGAGGACUUUUGUUGUUGGGGAGAAGAGAAUGGUAAAGAUGCCGCUUUAUUCGCCCUUACGGCCGCCGUUCUCGUCAAGUCGUAUGCCCCUUACGCCGCAGGAUCCGGCAUUUCCGAGAUCAAAUGCAUCAUUGCCGGGUUCGUCAUGAAAGGCUUCCUCGGCUUCUGGACGCUGGUCAUCAAGUCCCUGGCUUUGCCACUCUCCAUUGGAUCUGGGCUCUCUGUUGGAAAGGAGGGGCCCAGCGUCCACUAUGCCGUCUGUACCGGCAACGUUAUCUCUAGGCUCUUUGCCAAAUACCGCCGGAAUGCGUCCAAAACCCGUGAGGUUCUCAGUGCCUGCGCUGCCGCUGGUGUAGCCGUCGCCUUCGGUAGCCCGAUCGGCGGCGUGCUCUUCUCGCUGGAAGAGAUGUCGAGCUACUUUCCCCUAAAGACCUUGUGGCGCAGUUAUUUUUGCGCCCUGGUUGCGACAGCAGUCCUCGCCGCUAUGAACCCUUUCCGAACCGGCCAGCUGGUCAUGUUCCAAGUCAAGUAUGACCGGACGUGGCACUUCUUCGAGGUUCUAUUCUACAUUAUCAUCGGUGUCUUUGGCGGACUGUACGGUGCCUUUGUGAUGAAAUGGAAUCUCAGGGCUCAGGCAUUUCGGAAGAAGUACCUGGCAAAUUACGCCAUCCUCGAAGCAACACUGCUGGCUGUUGGCACCGCCAUUGUCUGCUACCCGAAUGCUUUCCUGAGGAUCGAGAUGACCGAGAGCAUGAAAGUCCUUUUCCGAGAGUGCGAGGGUGCCGAGGACUAUCACGGAUUGUGCGACCCCAAGCACCGCUUCGGGAACGUCGUCUCCCUCAUCCUGGCCACCGUCAUCAGGAUCUUUUUCGUCAUUAUAUCCUACGGUUGCAAAGUCCCGGCCGGCAUCUUUGUGCCCUCUAUGGCAGUCGGCGCAUCGUUUGGGCGAACGGUGGGAAUUAUCGUUCAAGCAAUCCACGAAGCCAACCCGAAGAGCGUCUUCUUCUCCGCUUGUGAGCCGGAUGUUCCUUGUAUUACCCCCGGAACAUACGCCUUCCUCGGUGCUGCCGCGGCGCUCAGCGGGAUAAUGCACAUCACCGUCUCCGUCGUCGUCAUCAUGUUCGAACUGACCGGUGCGCUCACUUACAUCCUCCCAACCAUGAUUGUUGUCGGCGUGACCAAAGCCGUCAGCGAGCUUUGUGGAAAGGGUGGCAUCGCGGACCGCAUGAUUUGGUUCAGCGGCUUCCCAUACCUCGACCACAAAGAAGAGCACAACUUCGGCGUCCCCGUCUCGCAGGCCAUGAUCGCCGACGUCGUCUCGAUCCCCUCCACGGGGAUGACCCUCAAAGCCGUCGAGCGCCUCCUCACAAAGGACAACUACCAAGGCUUCCCCAUCGUCGAAGACGACACCUCGCGCCUCCUCCUCGGCUACAUCGGCCGCACCGAGCUCCGCUACGCCGUCGACCGCGCCAAGCGCGAACGCACCCUCAGCCCCCUAGCCAAAUGCAGCUUUGCCGUUUCCUCAACCACGACCACCACCACCAUAACCACCCCCAACCCGCUCAUCACCCCCUCCCCCUCCUCCCCCUCCGCACCCCUCGACUACGCCACCUCCACCUCCACCACAAUCGACUUCACCCCCUACAUCGACACCACCCCGCUCACCGCCCACCCGCGCCUGCCCCUGGAAACAGUCAUGGAGCUCUUCCGCAAGAUCGGCCCGCGCGUCAUCCUCAUCGAGCACCGCGGCCGCCUGACGGGGCUGGUCACCGUCAAGGACUGCCUCAAGUACCAGUUCAAGGCCGAGGCCGCCGAGCACCUGCACGCGCACCCGCGCGAGAAUGAUCUGCGCCGUCUCGAGGAGGAGGGGCAGGAGCGCGUGUGGGCUCUGAUCAGGGCCGCGGCCGGGUGGGUGUCGGAUACGGUCGGGAAGGUUAGUGGCGGGCGGGUGAGGCUGAGGGAUUCGUGGGAGGGGGAGAGGGAGAGGGAGAGGGGGGUGGAUGGGGAUGGGAGGGGUGGUGGGAGAGGGAGGAAUGGGAAUGGGCAUGGGCUGGGGAUAUUGGAUGGGACGGAGGAGUUGGGGGAUGAGGAUGGUGGGUUGGAGUUGGAGGAUCGGUGACGCGGUCGGGUCGGGUCGGGUUGACGGGUUCGGUUGGGUUGGUUACCUACCUACCUAGGUUCUUCGGGGUUUGAUAUGAUAUGAUAGUUGGAUGGG
Messenger RNA from Chaetomium fimeti, 2637 nucleotides. RefSeq names its product chloride channel. Bases 1 to 2541 code for a protein of 846 amino acids. Gene Ontology annotation, molecular function: voltage-gated chloride channel activity. Gene Ontology annotation, cellular component: early endosome; plasma membrane; Golgi apparatus. The record is from RefSeq and is a predicted model, not a curated record. The transcript is spliced from 3 exons. NCBI's taxonomy places the organism in Eukaryota, Fungi, Ascomycota, Sordariomycetes, Sordariales, Chaetomiaceae. Gene Ontology annotation, biological process: transmembrane transport; intracellular copper ion homeostasis; chloride transport.